Messenger RNA from Psammomys obesus (fat sand rat), 2235 nucleotides. RefSeq names its product TNF alpha induced protein 8 like 3 (gene Tnfaip8l3). The coding region runs from base 1 to 810 and encodes 269 amino acids. The transcript has 3 exons. Gene Ontology annotation, cellular component: cytoplasm. NCBI's taxonomy places the organism in Eukaryota, Metazoa, Chordata, Mammalia, Rodentia, Muridae. Gene Ontology annotation, biological process: regulation of apoptotic process. The record is from RefSeq and is a predicted model, not a curated record.
AUGGCGUGCUGGUUUGCUUCCAAGCGCUUGUUCAGCUACCUUUCCUGUAAAGCCCAUGCCCACGUGUCCAGGGAUGGCACUGUGCACAGUGGGAAGGGCCCUUCUGCAUCAAUUAGCAAUCAAGAAAGUUCUCGACAGACUUGCCCACAGGCCAGUCUAAUGGGGGACUUCUUCAGCGCAGCUACAGGGAAAUCUCUGGUGAGCAGUGAAGUCGGACAGGCCUCACGUGUGGAGCCGGUCCGAAAUGGUCCUAAUGUGUUCAGUUCAAAGAGUCUUGCCCUUCAAGCCCAGAAGAAGAUCCUGAGCAAGAUAGCCAGCAAAACUGUGGCCAACAUGCUGAUUGACGACACCAGCAAUGAGAUCUUUGAUGAGCUGUACAAAGUCACGGAAGAACACACACAUAGCAAGAAGGAGGCCCACAAGAUCAUGAAAGAUUUGAUCAAGGUGGCAAUCAAAAUCGGUAUUCUCUACCGGAACAAGCAGUUCAGCCCAGAGGAGGUUAUAGUGGUGGAGAAACUCCGGAAGAAACUGAACCAGACCGCCAUGACCAUGGUCAGCUUCUACGAAGUCGAGUACACCUUUGACACAAAUGUGCUCUCUAAGCUUCUGCAUGAGUGCAAGGACCUGGUACAUGAACUGGUGCGGCGACACUUGACACCCAGAACCCACGGACGCAUAAACCAUGUCUUCAACUACUUCGCUGAUGUGGAAUUCCUUUCCACGCUCUAUGGCCCUCAUGGGAACUGCAGGCCCAAUCUCAAGAGGAUUUGUGAAGGAAUCAACAAGUUGUUAGAUGACAAGAUCCUCUGAAAAGCUUCUAGACUUUGCUGCUUCGAAGUUCGACUCUCCAACCUUGUCCAGUAGUAAUCAAGCAGCAACCCUCGUUCAAGGCAUUCUUGUUCUGUUUUCAUCCUUCUGAUGCCGAUUCUAACCCAGACUUAGGUGUGUUUGCUCCCUGAGCACAGACACGAGGUCUCAAGUCUAAAGAACCGUCAACCGUUGUAAGCAAGGAGACUGCUUUGCUCAGUACCCUAAGCUCGGUUCAUCUCAAAGUGGAAGGUGUCCCGGAUUAGGAUACAGAAGGCGUGGACCUGGAUAUCAGCUCUGCCGCUGUCACUAGGUCCUCUGUGUUCUGGGACCAUGACACUUCCUGACUGUCUCACACAGGUGUGGUGAGGAUGGAACAUGAUAACUCACAUUCACAGUUUUGUCAAAAGGAGACCAGCACAUAACAAUAGAUGUGACCAAUGGGUUUGUUUGUUGUCUGUUGUCAUGGCAUAUUCAAUAAUCACAGUACCAGAGAAGCUGGGGUGUGAGAAUGAUGAUUUGGGGUUGAGGGGUGAUAGUCUGGACUGUAGAGUGAGGUUGAAACAAACCUGGCCUGUACAGAAAACUGAGGAAAUGAAGAAAGAAAGAAAGAAAGAAAGAAAGAAAGAAAGAAAGAAAGAAAGAAAAAGAAAGAAGGAAGGAAGGAAGGAAGGAAGGAAGGAAAGAAAGAAAGAAAGAAAAGAAAAGGGAGGGAAAAGAAGAAAUGGAAGAAAAUAAAGAGUUCCUUCCCUCCCUUAAGAGAAACGAGUCAAGGUGGUGGCGUUCUCUUCCUUCUGCACGUGGAAUAGGGCCACCUGCUCGAGGCUGGGCUAUUUCCUGGUUCUCUCCGGUUUCGUCUCCAGCCACAUCUGUCCACAGCCUGCACUGACUCUCCUUCUCACUUGUCUCCUCCUUUCAUUUCAUCUUACACAGGAAAGUUUUAGUUUGGGUGAAGAGUCUUUAAUUCCCCUUAAUGAGACGAUAAAUUCUGUUUUGUAGGGUGUGGGGGCUCUGCCCUUAAGUUUUAUUUAUAAUUGAUCUGUAAUAAUUUUAAGCAUCUGUUGUGGUAUAAGGCUUCAGUGGGUGUACAUAUUGUAUUAUCAAAUCGGUGUAAUUAGCAUAUCUAUCACAAAUAUUUAUUUUUUUCUGGUAGGAAUAUUUAGAAUCUCCACUCUAGCUAUUUAGUAAUAUGUAGCAAAUUAUUAUUAGCUAUAACUACCCUAUUAUGAGACAGAACAGUAUAAUUUUCCUGUGUAAUUGUAACUAUUAACCCCUGCCCAUCCCUUUUCCUCUCCACUUAUCACUCUGUAAGAACUGAUGUUCUACCUUUUAUCUCAUAGAUACCAAUUUUUGAAAUAUUUUGUGUUUGUGAAUUACAGUGUUUGUUCAAUGUCUGUCUUAUUUCAGUUAACAUAAAGUUUUGUCGUU